ACGCUACACGCGCAGGUUGGCCGUUCCUGGUAAUAAUAUCACUGUUGUAUCCACACUGGAACUGGAGGUACUGUACUACUGCCGUUGACGAGUCGAACGGCCGGAGGAAAAACGGAGAAAAAUCGUACGUUCUGGGGAAUAAUAACGUCUGAACGUCGAUUGACGAUUUUCGGUUUACGGAUAUUGUAUAAUAAUAUUUUAUCGAACGCGAUCCGUUUUCCAAAUUUUUACCCGUUUCCCGCGCUCAACGCUCACGCGUGACACCACCGCGACACGUCCGUUCCGGUGUGAAGAUCGGGGUUGUGGCAGCUCUGUAAAAAUACAACACUAAAAUUUGUUGUUGUAUCACGGUGGUUCGCUCCAAUUUCGAGUUUCCGACGUUGAAAAAACUGUCUGCACUCCGCACCGCCUGACGCUUGUUCGGCAUUCGCCAUUCUGCGAUCACCACGUCCGAGUACACUGUUCAACUUGUCUUCUGUUCUCAGUGUUCACUGUUAUCCUGGUUGCUGAACAGUUUUUCAGCCAACCACGCUGUGUGUUAUUGAAAUCCCGUACACACCAUUUCGCCAACAGCCAAGUCCCUCGUGUUUUUGGUGAACCAACUUGCGAUCAACGCCGUCUUGUAAGUUAAGCGUACACUCUAUUCCGUUGAACUUCCCAUUCAAUACUUCACCGUCCAUCGUCAUGGCACCAAGGAAGAAAGCUACUCAGAAGCCGGCUAAAUCAUCUAUCGAGGAUGUGCCACCAAUCAUUGUUGAGGAUAUGUCGCACAUCACUGUCAGGCGGCCCAUUACAAAAGAUAAUAUGAUUGAAGAUGAAGUAAUUCAAAAGGAUGAAAUAGAUGUAAAAACAUCUAAUUCAGAAAUUAAUAUGGAUAUGAACGCCACAGUAGUUUUAGAACGAAUUCCUGAUUUUCAGCAGCAAGAAGCAACUGAGGUUGAAUCUGAAUUAGAUCUUGUUGUGAAUGAAGAGGAACCAAUUAAAAAGCCUGUCCAAAAGAAAAUUUCCAAAUCAAAACUUAAGUCAAAAAAACAAACAGCUGAAGAAGAUUCCAGAGCUGUAAGAACUAGGAAAAGAGCUGCUAGUGAAGAUAGGCAGGCCUUGAAAGCGGAAGAAAAAGUAGUAAGCAAGAGUCGAAAAAGACCGGUCGAUAAAAAUUUACCAGAAUCUCUAAAACCUGUUUCUCCGUUAAAUGAACUACCUAAAAGAAAUCGCAGAGCUGCUAGUGUGGAUAUAAUAACAUCUGAAUCUUCAAGUCAUCCAUUAGAUAAAGUAUCAAAAAAAAAUAAAGUCACUAAUAAAUCUACUAAAGCUGCAAUUGUUGUAACUGAAGAUGAUGAACUAAAAAAACAAAAAAAAGGAACAAAAAAAGAUCAACCUAAAAUAAUGGAAAUAAAAGAUGAUGAAACAAAAAUUCUAGAAAAAAAUUCCAAAGGGAAAAAAAAUACAAAAAAAGUGUUGAAUGAAGAAAAAGAAAAUGUUGUAACAGAACAAAAUGAUGGUGAAUUUGUUUUAAAUGGCAUUCAAGGAAAACCAAAAUCUAAACGAGGCGUCAAAAAUGUUAAAUUAGACGAAAUUGAUCAAGAUGAAGAAAAUAAGGUAGAAAAAGUUACUAAACCUUCAAGUAGAAGCCGAGCAGCUCCAAAAGUGAUGGCUAAACAAAAUAACGAAAAAGAUCUAGAAAAAAAACAAAAAAAUGUACCUAAAACUAAAAAAAACAUCAAGUCGCCAGAAAAAUCCGAAGAGUCCAGUGAGAUAAAUGAGUCUGACGAUUCCAAUAAAACUCCAGAAAUAAAACCAAAACGUGAACGUAAAUUUAAACAAAUUGAUGUUGAGAAAAAGGAUGACGAAUUUAAAGAAAUCAAAGCACCAAAACGAGGUGGUCGCAAAGCCAAAGUUGAGGACUUAGAUGAUGAAGUACUACAGAAAAGUCCACCUACUGAACAUGAGAUAUACCUUGAAACUGAAGAUUUAGCUGAUGAUCUUCCACACACUCCAGAGUCUAAAAAAAAAGAAGUCAAACCCAUUGCUAAGCGUAAAACAAAAGCAAAAUCUAAAAAAUAAUUACUUAUUAUAGAGAAAAUAUUUACAAAGUGUUCUUAAAUA
Molecule: messenger RNA, 2106 nt
Organism: Melanaphis sacchari
Lineage: Eukaryota; Metazoa; Arthropoda; Insecta; Hemiptera; Aphididae
Product: transcriptional regulator ATRX homolog
Exons: 5
Coding region: 685-2064 (459 amino acids)
Source: RefSeq, a predicted model, not a curated record